Messenger RNA from Rotaria sp. Silwood1, 2328 nucleotides. NCBI's taxonomy places the organism in Eukaryota, Metazoa, Rotifera, Eurotatoria, Philodinida, Philodinidae. The record is from the annotation of a GenBank genome assembly.
AUGUCAACGACGACCUUCGCAAAGUCUGUUGAUAAAAGUAUAGACUCUUAUCUUUUUAAAUCAAAAAUUAGAAAGUAUGUUCUGUUGACAUCUCUCUUCUUAUUGGGUGCUCUAGUUGUAUUAAUUCCAUGUUUAAUUGUCUGGUCACAUAAAAAAGAUAAUUGUUCGACUCCUAGUCCAACACCAGGACCUUCACCAUGGAAUGCAAGCGAUUAUCAAUCAAAUAGUGAUUAUUAUAAAAACUUGAAUGACUCUCACAUAUUCACACAAGAAGAUAAUCUUCGUUUGGAUCGAUUAUCAUCACCAAGAUAUUGUCCUGGUGAUGGUUCCAAAGUUAUUUAUCUAAGAAAACAAUAUCAUAUGCCUGAUUUAAAUGGAUCAUCAACAACAUUACAUUUCGUUGAUAUAAAGAUUCCUCUUGCUCCAAAAACCGUUCAGUUAACACGACCAAUAUGGGGAAUUAAUGAUCAACAAUUUUAUUGGAUAGACAAACGAACUAUUCUAUUUCUAUCAAAUCGAGGCUCAUCCCGUCUUAAUCAAAUAUUUCAAUUGAAUCUUCCUGAUGAUCCAUUAAACAUAAAAGAUUUCAUUGAACCAAUUCAAAUAACUAAUUAUUCAUUGAAUAUUGAUAAUCUUAUUGUUAAUCAGCAAGCUUCUCGUCUAGCAUUUAGUUGUCAAGUCUAUGCGAAUUUAUCAAUCGAAGAUACAGCCAUUCAACAAAACACUGAACAGACAAGUGGUUCUCGCGUUUAUAAAUUUGAUAAGUUAUUCAUUCGUCAUUGGGAUGAAUAUAUGUUAGGUCGACGUCAUCAUCCAUUUGUUGUCUCAAUUGAACGAGAUAAAAAAGGAACAUUCAAAUUUGCUUCAAUACCUAAAGAUGUUCUUUUCGGUAUUGAUAGUGAUUCACCAACACGUCCAUUUGGUGAUGCUAAAUCACAAUGGUCAUUUAGUGCUAGUGGAAAUUCAUUUGCUUUCACUCGACAACAUGAUGAAACAAGUGAAGUUGCUUGGUCAACUAAUUUAGAUAUAUAUACUGUUGAUUUAAUUAAAGAAAACAUGUCUAGUAUUUGCAUAACAUGUUUUAAUUUAGCUGCAGAUACCGAUCCAAAAUAUUCACCUAUCGACGAAAACAUUUUGGUCUAUCGAUCACAAUCAGUACCAGGAUAUGAAUCGGAUCAGUUCAAAGUGAAAUUAUAUGAUGGUACAAUAACGAAAACAUUAUUUGAUCAAUGGGAUCAAAGCAUUCAAGUAAUAACAUGGUCAAAAAAUGGUCAAUCACUUUUUCUCGAACUGGGUGAAAAUGGAGAACAUGUUAUUUAUCAAUCAGUCAACAUUUUCAAUCCUAAUGAAACUGUUUUUCAUCGUGUUGCUAGUGGUGGAACUUGGCAUGAUGUUAAUCUUCAUCCAACCAAUAGUGAAAUAUUUCUUGCUACUUAUGACGAUUUUCAUCAACCAACGAAUAUUGUUUUACAUACACAAGACGGCAAAACUCCAAUAACAAAACACAACGAUUGGUUAAUCCUCAGAACUGAGUUUAGUUUUGGUGCCUAUGAACAAUUUGAAUUUUUAGGAGCACGAAAUGAAACUGUUUCAGGAUGGUAUUUAUCACCAAGAAAUAUGUCUUCAGAUAAAGUACCUCUCGCUUUUUUAAUUCAUGGUGGUCCACAAAAUAGUUGGUAUAAUACAUGGGGUCGAGGAUGGAAUUUUCAAGUGUAUGCUGCACAAGGAUAUGCUGUUAUUGGCAUUAAUUUUCAUGGAUCAGAUUCCUAUGGACAAAAUUUUACUGAUAGUAUCACAAGUGAAUACGGUACAUUACCUUUUGAAGAUCUUCAAUUAGGACUUACAGCUGUUUUAAAACGAUAUUCAUAUAUUGAUAAAAAUCGUGCAGUUGCAUUGGGUGCUAGUUAUGGAGGAUUUAUGAUCAAUUGGAUAGCUGGACAUCCAGAAAUGAGUCAACGUUUUCGAGCUCUUGUUUGUCAUGAUGGUCUAUUUGAUAUGAGAGAAAUGGGCUAUGCUACUGAAGAAUUAUGGUUCUCCGAACAUGAUUCUGGUGGUUUUACUCCAUAUGAAAAUCCACAAGCUUAUGAAAAAUUUAAUCCAGUUAAUCAUGUUGCUAACUGGACUCAACCAAUGUUGAUUAUUCAUGGUGGACUUGAUUAUCGUGUUCCUGAUACACAAGGCAUUGGUGCAUUUACAGCUUUGCAACGACGUGGAAUUCCAAGUCGAAUGCUUUACUUUCCAAAUGAAAAUCAUUGGACAUUAAAUCCAUUUAAUUCAAUUGUUUGGUAUCGAGAAGUAUUCGAUUGGAUGAAAUUAUGGACUCAAUAA